Messenger RNA from Patella vulgata (common limpet), 2582 nucleotides. RefSeq lists its product as uncharacterized. The record is from RefSeq and is a predicted model, not a curated record. The coding region runs from base 108 to 1298 and encodes 396 amino acids. NCBI's taxonomy places the organism in Eukaryota, Metazoa, Mollusca, Gastropoda, Patellidae. The transcript has 2 exons.
UAUUUUUGUAACCGGAGUUCAGCUUUAAUGUUUAAUCGUUUUAAAACCAUUACAAAAAUAAAAACCGACAAAAUAAACCACUGAAGAUUAUUAAUAUCCGAAGCAACAUGAAGUCUAUUAGAAAAUGUUGUUAUAUUCCAAUAGUGUGCGUAUUUAUUUACUUAGUGAUUUUUCUCGUGUGGUCUUAUAGAGGAUACCUUCGACCGGAUUUAUAUUUAAACCAUUCUAGAUAUUCCAGCAAGGAUGCAGAAUGCCCGGGAGUUCUAUCACACAUGGUAAAAGGUUACUGGAAACCACUCCCGCGUCUCUCGCAGGAAUUGAUAGGGAUAUUAACUGACAGAUUUAGAACAAAUGUCGCAAGAUCUCAUCAUAUUCCUAAAGGUUACCAAAUGAAAAAUGGUAAAUGUGGUAAUAUUCAAUAUCCAGACUCUGGGUUUAGGGCAUUAUGUGAUCCUAAAGGACCUACGCCAUGUUGUUAUGAGGGUCAGUGUGUGUCUAAAUCUAUUGAAGAUUGUAAAUGUGAGGAAUGUUAUGAUCUAAGGCAACGUGUUUCAGCCGAAUCUUCUACCUGGGUGCCAUCACAUCACGGUUGUCAAGUUGAUGACUUUGAUUCUACCACAGCAUGCCGUUUACUCCAUAAUUCUACCAUAUUCUGGACUGGAAACUCUUUCACCAGGCAGAUGUUUGCGGCUUUAACUAUGAUACUAAAGGGCGAUUUGAGACAUUUGGUUGUUAAAAAUAACACAGUUAUACAGAGUUGUGUAGGUGUGGAUAACAUGUUUACUUGGUGUCAAAAAUUAACGGAGACGAAUCCCAUAGUUUGUAAUGGAACUGUCAAGAUAAACUUCAUUUCUAGCCCUCAUAGUUCAAGGACACGGCAUGUUUAUGGGGCUAUAGAUGAUCUGCGUAAUAAACCAAGAACCAUGAUAUUCAUGGGAAUAGGUAUCCAUGACAACUACAAUUAUUCAAUGAUUCUAAAUGAUUAUAUCCACCCAAUAUUGAUGCAUUAUAAUGCUAAAAAGUCUAUAUGGCCAAAAUUAAUGUGGGCAGCAGCUCAUGCACCUGGUCUUCUGAAGAGUCCACAUUAUCCGUUACAACUAUAUGAACAGUGUGUACGUUUUAAUAAAUGGCUAAAUCCUCGUUUAGAGAAAUUAGGAGUACCUGUUUUUGAUACAUUUAAUAUGACUGGCGGUGUAACUAGUCCCGAUGGCUGCCAUUACGGUUUGGCUGUGAACAUGUUAAAGGCGAGAAUCUUUAUUCAUUACAUAGCCGAAUUACAACGAAAAGGACAAUGGUGACAAUAUUACAAUUUACAUAGCCCACCGACGAGCAAGAACAAGUAAUAAACUGACAAUUUUUCAACAUUCAAUAUUAACAUUAUGCGAUCCCGUAAGAUUGCAUCUUCCCAGCGAGACCCAGUACGCACUAUCCAGUCCACAAGUGAAGGGCCGUAUUUCGCAGCACUCUGCAUAUUUGUUAUUUGUGUCUUUUAGAAAAUUGAUUGAUGGUAUUUAGAAAAAGUUGAAUAUCUCGUAACUUCUACAUGUAAUUGUAACAUUUAUAGUUAUAUAUAUUGCUUUAGUAGAUUGAUUACAAUGCAGAUCUUUGUACAAUACAAGUAAAUAUAUUAACCUCUCAACAAUAACAAUAUUUUCUCGAUAUAAACGAUAUAAAAUGGGGUUUAACGUCCUAAUGUUCUGCACUGACUGGGCUAAUGAAGAAAUGAAAUAAAAUGAAAUGGGGUUUAACGUCCUACUGUUCUUAUCGGACUGGGUUAGUGAAGAGUGGCGCUAAUGAAGACGGGCAUACGCCAUACGCCAUGAGGGGAAUUUGCGCCGCUCUCCGGGCAAAUUUCCUUCAUAGCACACUGCAUGGCGCAUACCCGUCUUUAUCAGUUGAGUCAGUUCAGAAAAGUCGGACGUUCAACCCCAUUUCAUUAAAAAAAAAAAAUUAAUAAAAAAAAUACAUAUUAUGGUCAAUGUUUUAAAAAUUUUUUACCUGUAACUCUAUUCGCUGCUACUACUGAUGUCAUGACACUAAUGAUUGGUCCAAUUGUUAUAUACUUCAAAUGAAAUGAAAUGGUCCUACUGUUUUGCUCCGACUGGGAUAAUGAAGACGGGCAUACGUCAUACAGUGUGCCAUGAGCGAAAUGUUGCCCGGGCAGCGGCACUAUGGCCUACUCUUAUAUCGAAUUCCAACUGACAAGGGAUCUUUUACGUGCACUCCAAUGUAUACACGGGUCCUCGUUUUUUCGUCCCAUCCGAACGACUAAGUAGCGGAACUAAAUAUACCUUCCUAAUUUUAAAAUAAUAUAUCUUAAUGUAAAAACAAAUUCAGUUCACUUUUUAUAAUAUUGUAAAUCAAGAAUGUUACCAUAAUCAGUAGGUUGAAUAUGUGUAGAACUAUACAUAGUUUCUUAAAAUUCCAUUUCGAUAAUCCAAUUACAAUUUUAUUGAGGUUUGCGGCAGCUGCUCUGGGUAAUAUAUCAUUAUACUAUAGUGCUUUUUUUUAUCUAAAAUAGUUAAAUAAUCAAUAAUGAUGCUCAGUAGCCUUGUUAUUGAUGCUCAGUAGCCUUGUUAUUG